AUGGGCUGCCACACCCGCCUACUUUGGCUGCUGCUCUUCCAUGGUGUGAUUCUCCCUGAAGCAGCUUGCUACAGGAGGGACAUUGGAGGAUCCAGAGCGAAGCUGGGGAAGGGAAGGCCUAAGAGAAGCCCCAUUCAAGGCAUGUCUGAGGAACAGCAGGAAGGGAAUGACCAGGAGCUGGUGGAGAGGCCCCAAGGUGAUGGAAAUCCUGCAACCAUAUUGUCAGUUCUGCCUGCUGCCAUCUCAGCUCAGCCAUCUUCUAAACUUGUCUCAAGUUCCACUGCAUCAGUUCUACCUGUGGUUGACUCUGCACCUGCUAGUCGAAGAGCAUAUGUGCCCAGGCUCAGCCUCCAAGGUGCAGACAGUUCACCAGACUCCACUCCAGUUCAAGACGCCGAGUCACACAAACCAUCAGGAGGCUGGAUCCCCGUGCGGCUGGCAGGCAACCAUGGGAGAUGUGCAGGCCGUGUAGAACUCUUCUUCCAGGGAGUCUGGGGGACUGUGUGUGAUGACCUCUGGGACCUCCCAGAAGCAAACAUCAUCUGCAGGCAGCUGGGGUGUGGCUGGGCUGUUUCAGCCCUGAGUGAAGCUUACUUUGGGGAAGGUUCUGGGAAGAUUCUCCUUGACAACGUGCAUUGCAAGGGACAUGAGAAACAUCUGGAGGAGUGCUCCCACAUUGGCUGGUUCUCCCACAACUGUGAUCACAGUGAAGAUGCUGGUGUCAUCUGUUCAGAUGCUGAAUAUGGAACUUUUUUAUUGUCAUACCCGUUUCUUCUUUUAGAAAGAUCUCGCUGUGGUGGUGUUAUUACCAAGGCACCUGGAAAAAUUAAGAACCCCCCAAUGAAUGAAAUGCAGGACAACAUAACCUGUGUGUGGGAAAUCAGAGCAAACCCCUCUGAUCGCGUAAGGCUGGCAUUCCCAUCUCUUGACCUUGACUGCACCAAUGAGUAUUUUGAAAUCCUGGAUGGCCCUCCAACCUCCACAGAGUCCCUGGGGAAACCCUGCAGUGGGUUGCAUAUCACCUUUGCAUCCCACUCCAGCUCCAUGACCCUUGUGUACUUCCGAGGCAUGAACAACAUUGGAAAAAACUUCAUGGCUUAUUAUUAUUUUGAGGCCAAAGAGAUGACAUCGAAGGCCCCAUAUCUGAUCAGUGAGUCAACUCUCAUUACUUCAUCAUCAUUUUUAGGCAGGAUCUUACUAUCCAUCCCCACAGCAACUUCCAAGAUGGUAACAGAGAGACCAAAGCUCUCAAGUCCUGCACAGCCUACAGAUAUUUCCAGUGGGAGCCUCUCACUUCCUCCCAAGCCUGACCCAGGGGACUGGCCAGAGCUGCGGCUGGUGGGUGGCUCCAAUCGAUGCUCAGGGCGUGUGGAGAUCCUUCACCAGGGAGUCUGGGGCACUGUGUGUGAUGACCUGUGGGACCUGAAUGAAGCUGAGGUCGUAUGCAGACAGCUGGGGUGUGGUCAGGGUGUGUCUGCCCUUGGCAAGGCCUACUUUGGCCCUGGUACGGGAGAUAUCUUCCUAGACAAUUUCCAGUGUGCUGGGGUGGAGCACUUCCUGGGCCAGUGUGCCCAUUCGGGCUGGUCGGACCACAACUGUGACCACCACGAGGAUGCUGGUGUCAUCUGCUCAGAUGCUGAAAAACCUCUGUUGGACAUUCCAGGAGACUGGCCAGAGAUUCGCCUGGUGGGUGGCUCCAGCCGGUGCUCAGGACGAGUGGAGAUUCUUCACCAGGGAGUCUGGGGCACGGUGUGUGAUGACUUGUGGGGCUCAAAUGAAGCUGAGGUUGUGUGCCGCCAGCUAGAGUGUGGUCAGGCUAUUUCUAGUCUUGGUGAGGCCUACUUUGGCCCGGGCUCUGGAGACAUCUUCCUGGACAACCUUCAGUGUUCUGGGAUGGAGCAUUACCUUGGCCAGUGUCCACAUUCAGGAUGGUCGGAACACAACUGUGGCCACCAUGAGGAUGCUGGUGUUAUUUGCUCAGAUUCAGAUGCCCCCCCUCCACCCAUGCCUCCAGGUCCUCCUCCAUCUUCUCAGGAUCCACUAACAGGAGGAAGUAACUCUUGUGGAGGGGUCAUUUCCAGUCUCUCUGGUUCAUUUUCCAGUCCACGGUACCCAGAAAACUAUCCAACAGACAUCCAAUGUGUUUGGGAAAUCCAUGUAGAGAAAAACUUCCGCAUAGAACUCAUGAUUCCAAAUUUGAACCUGGAAGAUAUCCUUGGAUGUCCCUAUGACUCAAUUGAGAUCUUUGAUGGACCCAGAAUUGCAUCACUCUCCAUGGGGAAGUUCUGUGCCCCAUCAGCUGUGGUAUUUUUUUCCUCCUCAGACAUCUUGACAGUGGUGUUCCGAAGUGAUUAUAUGACAACAAAUACCGGUUUUUAUGCUUUUUUCAAUGCAAUUUCACAAGAUGGAAGGGAGUCAGAAGACAGACUAGUGCUGCGGCUGUCAGGCAGCUCUGGACAGUGCUCAGGACGUGUUGAGGUCCUUCAUCAGGGGGCCUGGGGCACGGUGUGUGACGACUUGUGGGACAUGAAUGAAGCUGAGGUCGUGUGCAGACAGCUGGGGUGCGGCCAUGCCGUUGCUGCUCCUGGAAGUGCCUACUUUGGCCCAGGCUCUGGAAACAUCCUCCUGGAUGACAUUCAGUGUUCAGGAAAGGAGAACCACUUUGGCCAGUGUCCCAGCUCUGCCUGGUUAGACCACAACUGUGGCCACCAUGAGGAUGCAGGAGUUAUAUGCUCAGAUGCAGAGGCAACUCCUUCACCCCCAGAAGGAAGUAGCUCUUGUGGAGGAGUAAUUUCAAGUCUCUCUGGGUCCUUCUCCAGUCCCUGGUACCCUACAAACUACCCCACUGACAUGGAAUGCAUCUGGGAGAUACAUGUAGCUGAGAAGUUCAACAUAGAGCUGACAAUCCCAAGCCUGAAGCUAGAAGACAUCUAUGGGUGCCCUUAUGACUUUGUUGAAGUGUUCGAUGGAAAGCAAGUUGCCUCACUGUCCAUGGGCAAAGUUUGUGCUGGAGCAGAACUCACAUUUCUCUCCUCUUCAAAUUCCAUGACAGUGGUGUUUAAAAGUGAUGCCAUGAUCACCAACACAGGGUUCUAUGCUCUGUACAACACUGUUCACCAAGAUGAAAGGCAGAAUGGUAUGGCCUUGAGACUGGUGAAUGGCAGCCACAGGUGUGAAGGCCGAGUAGAGAUCUCUUACAAUGGUACCUGGGGCACAGUGUGUGAUGACAGCUGGGACCUAACAGAUGCCAAGGUGGUAUGCCAGCAGCUUGGCUGUGGUAAGGCCCUGUCAGCCCCAGCUGAGAGCUACUUUGAUGGAGGCAUGGGCCAUAUCAUGCUGGAUGAUGUGCAGUGCAUGGGGGAGGAAGCCAAGGUGUGGCAAUGCACGCACCACGGAUGGUUCUCUCACAACUGUGGGCACCAUGAGGAUGCCAGCGUGGUCUGCUCAGGUAUUGAUGACACACCAAGUAAAGGACCAGCAGAUGAAAUUUUCCAGUGUGGUGGUUUGCUCACAAACAGUUCAGGCUCCUUCUCCAGCCCUUGGUAUCCUAAAAAAUAUCCCACCAAUGUGGUAUGUACCUGGGAAAUACAAGUGGAUACCAGUGCUCACAUCAGACUCACCUUUGAAGUAGUCAAGAUAGAAAACUUCUACGGCUGCCCUUACGACUUCAUCGAGAUUUUUGAUGGCCCACAGAGUGAAUCAUUUUCACUAGGAAGAUUCUGCUCAGAAGCAAUCCCAGUAUUUACCUCUUCUUCGAGCCACAUGAGCGUGGUGUUCCACAGUGAUGACAUUGUCACCAACAUGGGAUUCUAUGCAUCUUAUGAGUCUCUGUUGCAAGAUGAGAAAGACACAGAUAUGGCACUCAGACUAGCCAAUGGCAGCCACCCAUGUGAGGGCCGUGUGGAGCUUUACUACAAUGGCAGCUGGGGCACAGUGUGUGAUGACAGCUGGGACCUGAGAGACGCACAGGUGGUGUGCCGGCAGCUGGGCUGUGGUGGAGCUGUGGCAGCCAUUGGCCGAGCACAUUUUGAGCGAGGGCUAGGCCCCAUUGUCCUGGAUGAUGUGGAGUGCAUGGGAACGGAGGCUAGACUGUGGCAAUGUCUGCACGGUGGCUGGUUUGCCCACAACUGUGGCCACCAUGAGGAUGCUAGUGUCAUCUGCUCAGCCUCUCUGUCUCAUCCAGCACCGUCGCUUCCUGUGAGUGAUAUGAUUUCAGGUAAUGUCAUAAAGCAGCCAGAAAUGUCCACAUCAACAGGUCUGGAUCUGCGGCUGGUGAAUGGAACAAACAGGUGUGAAGGGCGAGUUGAAGUGUACUAUGCCAACACCUGGGGGACCGUGUGUGAUGACAACUGGUCUAUAGAAGAUGCCCACGUGGUCUGCAGACAGCUUGGCUGUGGUCCAGCUUUAUCUGCCUUGCCAGGCACCAGCUUUAGCCCUGGGUCAGGCAGCAUCAUCCUUGAUGAUGUCAACUGCACAGGAAGGGAGUCUUCCUUGACACAAUGCCUUCAUAGCAACUGGCUCACCCACAACUGUGGGCAUCAGGAAGAUGCUGGUGUCAUCUGUGCAGAUUCUGCAGCUGCCGGACAUCCAGCCACUUCAGCUCCUGAGGAACAUCCACAUGGUUUCCGUCCAAUAGAUCUGCAGCUGGUGAGACUGGUCAAUGGGAGAAGUCAGUGUGAGGGCCGUGUAGAAGUAUUCUUCAACGGGACCUGGGGGUCUGUGUGUGAUGAUCUUUGGGGCAUACAGGCUGCCCAAGUGGUAUGUCGACAACUCGGCUGUGGGGCGGCCCUGGCAGCCCCCAGGAGCAGCCUGUUUGGCGAUGGCUCUGGUCCCAUCUUCCUAGACGACGUGAGGUGUUUGGGCACAGAGACCAACCUAGGAUACUGCUUCCAUCUUGGCCUGUCUGUGCACAACUGUGACCACCAUGAGGAUGCAGGAGCCAUCUGUUCAGCUGUUGGUGUUGCCUCGGCUUUGGCAGAAGUGGCCCCCACAGGUGACCAUCUCAUGAUCAGAUUGGUGGAUGGAAAGAACCGGUGUGAAGGGAGAGUGGAAGUCCACCACAAUGGCACAUGGGGCACUGUUUGUGAUGACCUUUGGGCAAUUGAGGACGCCCAUGUGGUAUGCCGGCAGCUGGACUGUGGGGAGGGUGUCAGAGCCCUUGGGAGUAGCCACUUUGGAGAGGGCAUGGGGAGCAUCUUCCUGGACGAUGUGCAGUGCCAAGGCAGUGAAACCUCACUAGGCCAGUGCCAGCACCAAGGCUUCUCUGUCCACAACUGUGGCCACCAUGAAGACGCCAGUGUCAUCUGCUCAGCAUCAGCCAUAGAAAUAACAACUUCGCCUGGUAAGAUUUCUUUCUUUACUGUUUUCUCUAAGUCUGUACCUCUCUCACAGCCUGCUAAUAUGUUGUUGCUUGUAUCCGGCAUCCCUCCCACUUCAGUAACUCCUUCCCCUGAUAAUGGUCUCUGCCCACCACACUGCACAGACAGGUCUUUAACCUCAGCAGAAUAGGAGGCUUCUUCUGACAGAUCUUCAACCUCAACAGAAUCAAGCCCUUCAAAUGAUGCAUCUCCAGCCUCAGCAGAAGAGGAGACACCCUCUGAUGCAUCUUCAUCCUCAGAAGAAGUGGAAACAUCCUCAGAUGUAUCUUCAUCAGCGGGAGUGGCCUCCUCUGGUACUUCUUCAACCUCUGCAGAAACAAGCUCUUCCAAUGAUGCAUCUUCAGCUUCCACAGAAGAUACCUCCUCUGAUAUAACUUCAACCUCAGUGGAAAUGGAGAGUGGAGAGUCAACAGAUGCAUCUUCAGCCUCAGCAAAAGACACCUCCUCUGAUGCAUCUUCUGUCUCUGCAGAAGACACCUCCUCUGUUAUGUUUUCUGCCUCCUCAGCAGAAUCAGGCUCUCCAACUGGCAUUUCGUCAACCUCAGCUGAAUCAAGCUCUCUGAAUGAUGCAUCUUCAGUCUCUGCCAAAGACACCUCCUCUGAUUCAUCUUCAGCCUCAACAGAAGAAACCUCUUCUGAUACUUCUUCAGCCUCAGCAGAAUCAGGCUCUCCAACUGAUAAGUCUCCGACCUCUGCAGAAGAAAAAAGUGGAGAGCUAAGUGAUGCAUCUUCAUCCUCUGCAGAAGAGACAUCCUCUGAUGUGUCUUCAACCUCAGCAGAAUCAAGUUCUACAACUGAUACAUCUUCAUCCUCAGCAGGAGAGACGAGCUCCUCUGAUACUUCUUCAAGCUCAGCAGAAGCAAGUUCUCCAAAUGAUUCUUCUUCAACCUCAGCACAACUGACCUCUCCAAGUGCCACAGUUCCAACUUUGACAAAAGUGACUCUACCACCUGACUUGCCUCUGCGCCUGGUAGGCGGGCGAAACCGCUGUGAGGGCCGCCUGGAGAUGCGGCACCAGGGAGUGUGGGGCACCGUAUGCGAUGACCGCUGGAACAUCAAGAAUGCCCGAGUUGUGUGCCGCCUCCUGGGCUGUGGCCACGCGCUGGGCGCUCCCGGCAGAAGCCACUUUGGGGCAGGCACAGGCCCCAUCCUGAUGAAUGAAGUGCGCUGCUCAGGCAAGGAGGACUCUCUGGAGAGCUGUGCCCACGCUGGCUGGAUAAGACACAACUGCCACCACUAUGAGGAUGCCAGUGUGGUGUGCGCAGGUCCAGCUGACUCUCUUGUGCCCAAGGAUAAUGCUCAGCUGUCCUGUUUGCCUCACCUCUUCCAAGCCGUCAUUGACCGAGGCUAUCUCCGGAGAUUAGGCUACUCCUCCUGGGACAUCCAUUUAAAUGAUAAGAUGUGUCGCCCCCAAGUCACCGGGCGUUACCUCGUCUUCAAUAUUCCUUAUGGCCACUGUGGCACCGUUAGGCAGGAGCAGAAAGGCUCUCUCAGCUACUCCAAUUCCAUCAGAGGCAGAGCACAAGGCCACCCUGGCCGAGUCAUUGUGAGGCACAAGGUGCCCCAGGUGAAGUUCACCUGCAAAGUGGAUGGCCAAUCUGCAGUUGAGAUUGUGCACGGGAGUGACACUCAGAAGGACGACGUCAGCUAUGAUGUAUCGAUUUCAUUCCUCCAAUCACCCGAAUCUCAGAAUAUGGGGGUUGGAGCUCCUUCUUAUACCCAUCAGAGGGAAGAGGUCUUCCUCCAGGCCACCCUCCACAGCCACAAUCCCAAUCUGAGGCUCAUCGUGGAUACCUGUGUGGCUUCUCCUGACCCCAGUGAUUUCACAACAGUCAAGCAUGAUUUGAUCCAGGAAGGGUGCAUCAAAGACAAUUCUUACUCCAACCUCCAUAGCCCUGGGAAGAAUGUGGCCCAAUUCAAGUUCAACGCCUUCAGCUUCCUCAAAAACUACGAUGUGGUUUAUCUACAGUGUAAGGUUGCUGUUUGCCGACUCGGGGACUACUCUUCCAGAUGCUCACAAAGUUGUGCAAGGCGAGGAAGGAGAGGCACAGGCUCUGCAGAGGUCAGGGAAGAGCAAACUGAGUAUUUACAAAUAGUGGGGCCACUGAAGAUCCACAAAGCAGAUAAUCAAAGCAAGACCCUGGUGUGAUCUC
Phodopus roborovskii (desert hamster) is the source of this 7531-nucleotide messenger RNA. RefSeq names its product deleted in malignant brain tumors 1 protein-like. Lineage: Eukaryota; Metazoa; Chordata; Mammalia; Rodentia; Cricetidae. The record is from RefSeq and is a predicted model, not a curated record. Gene Ontology annotation, cellular component: membrane.